AUGCAGUCCAACGAUAAUUGCGAUCAGUUGAUAACCCACCAUUCUUCCGACCUUGCAUCACUCCACCAACAAGUCAACAAAUACAGCACCAUUGCAGAUGAGGUCGAUACAGCAGUUAGAAAUGGGAGCGAUCCGAGUGUGCAGCUUCCAGAGGCAACGGCUCUCAGCAGUCUCGGUGAAGUGAGUAGACAAAACACUUCUGAAGGUCAUCAGGUUAGCGAAUUAGAUCGAUCAUAUGCACAAGCAGUUGCAAAGCUGCGGGAUGCUCGAAUAAUGAAGGAAACAAUCACCAAGUAUCAUACCAAGAUCAUCAGAGCUUGUGAAAGUAUGAAAGCAUACUUGGAGGCAUCUCAACGUUACAUUGCUUCUGAGGAGAACAUUCCAUCGACCCGUAGGGAUAUCGAAGGGUUCGAAUAUCCCGAUGACCUUAGUGAGAAAUGGAGGGAAAUGUACGAGGCUGCUUCCGAUUGCGAUUACAACCAGAAUGCGUCAUAUGUCACUUCGGUCAUUUCACUCGAUCAUCCCCUAAGAGCCGAUAUGAUUAAUUGGGACGAAAUCCAAGAGGAAUACUUUAAAGCGCAAAAAUCAAGCCAUAAGCUGUACAAGAUGCAAGCGAUUAUGGGCUCAAAGUACAGUCGCGCUUGA
Kwoniella botswanensis is the source of this 645-nucleotide messenger RNA. RefSeq lists its product as uncharacterized. Bases 1 to 645 code for a protein of 214 amino acids. The record is from RefSeq and is a predicted model, not a curated record. NCBI's taxonomy places the organism in Eukaryota, Fungi, Basidiomycota, Tremellomycetes, Tremellales, Cryptococcaceae. The transcript has a single exon.